This is a messenger RNA of Lutzomyia longipalpis, 5553 nucleotides long. RefSeq names its product formin-J-like. The transcript has 2 exons. The coding region runs from base 1 to 5334 and encodes 1777 amino acids. The record is from RefSeq and is a predicted model, not a curated record. NCBI's taxonomy places the organism in Eukaryota, Metazoa, Arthropoda, Insecta, Diptera, Psychodidae.
AUGAACGCCAUUAUUGCUGUAUUCCUUCUGGUUACAUCCACAAGUGGUCAAUUUCUGCAUCAGGAACCAAUCCCACUGGCCUACUAUCGUGACUCCGUUCCCAUCCACGAGGAUCCCCCAUUGGCACAUCCCGCUGUUGUUGAGAACUCCAUCAGGGAGAAGCAAUUGCCACCAGAGCUCCUCAAGAGUGAUAAUUUCUACAGCAAUCCCCGUGUUGCUGAUGGCCUGGCCAAGGAGUCCUGGUUCACGGACAAGGAAAUGCCUGUCUUUGAGCCUGAAGAUGAGAAGAUUGAAACAAAAAGUCCUGUUACUGUUAAGCGAAAACGCGAAUCUGCUGCAAAAUCAAAAGGAGGUGCUGGUGGUAGUCGAGAACUCGUGACAACCAGUGAAGAUGAGCAACCGGCAAAAAAGCAACUAACAAUUCCGGAGAUUCUUAGAGCAAAAGAAGCAAAAAAGGAGGCAAAUACAUUGAAGAAGAAUGAAACUACAGAGAAAAUUCGUGAGAAGACAAAAGAGAAACCUGACGUACAAGCGAAGGAAACCGAGAAGAAUGAAGAGGUUUUGAAGGAAAAGAAGAAACCAGUGCCAACACCUAAAUUGCGUAGUAAGAAAAGAUUACGGGAAACUGUUGACUCCACUUCCCAAGAAUCCUCCGUAGAUGAUGAAGUUGAGGAAAAGGAGAGAAAAACUCCCUCAAAUAUUCAUCAAGUGCGAAUGCCGACAAUUCCUGUUGUUCCCAUUGAUGCUGCUACACGUGCUGAAUCCCCCAAAGAGGUGCCGCCGAAGAAGGAAGCGCAUCCGGAGAAGACAAAGACUGAGACAAAAGUGUCAGAGAAGGUGGUGAAAGUCGACGGAAAGAGCUCUGAGAAGGCAAAAUCUCCAGAGAAACCCAAGACUGACAAACCAACAACUCCUGAAAAGGUAAAAGUGCAGGAAAAACCGAAAGUGCAAGAAAAGCCGAAAAGCCCGGAAAAACCUAAAUCAACUGAGAGUCAGAAAAUACAGCCAGCAGAAAGGCCGCAUGAAAUACAGAUUAUCUCAGUUACGUCACUCGCUCCGGAGGCGGCAAAUUCGAAGAAAGACAGUUCAAUGGAUCUCCAUGCUGAUGCAGUUGCAAAGAAAACAAAAAAGCAAGUAAUGAGGGAUGUUCUGAAGCAAGAAAAGUCUCAGUCCUCUUCAUCUAGUUCCUCCAGCUCAUCGUCUUCGUCCUCUUCUUCAUCAUGUUCAUCUUCGUCAAAUGGGAGUUCGGCAUCAGAAGAAAAUAAUAGUCAGAGAAGUUUGGACCUUCCAAAAAACAAGGAGAAACAGCAGCCACCAACAACGGUUAAACCGAUAGAGGUAGAGAAAUCUGUUAUUGUAGCAAAAACCAAUAACACCGUGACUGAAUCAACUGUUUCUAAUGUUGCAACUCCCAAGACUUCCACGGCAAAGACUGUCGAGAGUUUGAAGGUAGAAGAAAAGAUGGGUGAUGUGUCAAUUUUUGGAAAGAAAGAGAAUCAAGAAAAAGUCCCCGUGAUCAAGGAGAGUAAAAAGAGUAUUUGUGAUGAGAAGCCCAUGGAUAUUCCCAUGACCCCAGAGAAUGCAACAAGUGUUCUCAAAGUAAAUGAAAACUACACGUCUAAAGCUCACAGUGAAAUGCGUCCGAAUGUUAUUGUUGAUCCAAUUCCAAUGGAUAUUGAAGUUGAAGAGCCUCCAAAGGAGGUGAAGGUGGUGUCGGAGAAGAAGGAAAUGUCUCCAGAAAAACAAAAAUCAAAGGAAACGGAUGAACCUGUUGCUAAAAAAAUCAAGACAUCUCCUAAAAUUAAAGAUGGAAGUGAUCCAAAUAAAAUUGUUCUCUCCGAUUCGGAGUCAGAGACUGAAAUUGAUGGACAGAAAAUAAAGAUCCUGAAGAAUCCACCGGAAGAUCUUGUGAAGAAUGUUAUAAAGCAAGUUGAAACGGAACUUCCGACUCCGACGAAAGAAAGUAAGGAGAUGUCUGUGAUUAAGAUAAGUAAAGAACAAAUGGAAAGUUCCACAAUCCCAGCUGUUCCGGUGUUUGAUGGUGCAGAGAAGAAGGAUGAAGGGGCUUUCCAGCCAAAAAACUUAUUGGGACAUGCUAAGCCAACUGGUGGAGGUGGUGGUGGUGGAAUGAAUCCUGCAGUUGCACCGAAUCAACCUUCAGUUGAAGACACAAAAGCUCAACAGAAUGUUGAUAGAGAUGCUGAAAAGUUGUUUACAUCACAACAGCAGCAACAACAACAAGUACCUGCUCCAAAACCUCCAGAGCGUCUUUCAGAGGUUAGGAGAUCAUCCAAGGAUUCUCGAUCAACACCUGCAUCUGCAACAAAACCACCCCCAUCUGCUCAAGAAAGUCAAUCAUCCGUUGCAAAGAAAUCUCAAUCAACUGGAACGGAUUUUAAACCUGAACACAAAUCACAUAGUCGAAGUAAUAACCUGGAUGCAAUAAAAAGUGAAACAAGGUGUAAUCCAGCAAUGGAAUUGGGGGGUAAUCAACCGAGAAAGGAUGAUUCACCUAAUAAGAAAGAGCACAAAACUUCAACGUCUGUUGGAACGAGCACACUAUCAGCAUCAACAUCAACUACAACGGCAACAGUGUCAAAGGGUAGUGAUGGACAUUCAGUUGCCAGUAAUAGUAACAGUAGCAGUACGAAGACUCAGCAUCAUCAGGAAAGUACAGCCAAGAAUACAUCCACAUCAUCUUCAUCUUCGUCCUCCACUACGUCGUCUGCAUUAUCAAGUAGUCGACAGGCAUCGAAGCAACAGGCACUGCAGCAGCAGCAGCAACAGUUGCAACAGCAACAGCAACAGUAUCAGCAGCAACAUUCAGCAGCUGCUCAGCAGAGUAUUUUGGAUCAGAAGGCAAUUGAAUUGAAUAAAAUGCAAUUUGCCACGAUGAAUUCCCUGCCAAACUACCACACAACACAUCCGCAGUAUUGGCAAUGGGAGGCCUACUACCAGGGUUACAAUCCCCUUCCGCAUUUGGAUCCAACAACACAAAAAUCCCCCAAUAAAUUCCACAAAGAUCUCGCUUCGUCAAUGGCCUACGGACAUGGAUUGCCGCAGAAUCUCUAUCAAAAUAGCCUCACAAUGCAACCCCAACCACCGCAGACACAACACAUUGCCCCGCCAAUUGUGAAAGAAAAAUCCCAGAGGAGUGACAAGCAGAAGUCGUCGAAAUCAUCAAAAUCCGAUGAGAAGGCAUAUCAGGGAAGUGGAAUGAGUGGAAGUAUGGUUAGUAAGGGUCAGCAGUAUUCGAAUGCAAGUUCUCAGAGUAUGUCGUCUUCGAAUGCUUCGUCUAAAUCCAAAGGGCAUCAUCAUCAUGGGAAGAGUGAGGAGAAAACUUUGGCAGCGCAUAUGAAUGCAAAUGCUGCGCAGCAUCAAUCAGCAGCUGCCAUUAUGGUUAAUAGUCAUCAGGAAGCAAUGGCGAAUCUCAAUUCCCACAUGCACCAUCAGCAGCAGCAGCAACAGCAGAGUCAUCAACAGCAGCAACAGAUGAUGGGGAAGUCUGAAGAUCACACUGAUGUUACGACGGUGACUGCGGAUAUAAAGCAGCAUAAUACACCCCCGUCUACGGAUAUCCCCUCAAUGGGUGUCUAUACGCCAGACUCAACGACAAAUUCCGUGCAUAGCUUGCACUAUGGGCAAUGUGAUAUUGAUGUGAGUCAGUUGGGAUUGGAGUCACCAACGAGUACAAGUAGUGAUAUUGCGUCACAAAAUUCCGUUGAAAAUGUGAGACCACCGAGUGUUGUACCUCAGCAGCAUAGUCAACAAGUGCAGCAGCAGCAGUAUUCAGAUUGUUCGGUGCAUCAGCAGCAUCAACAAAUGCAGCAGCAACAACAACAACAGCAGCAGCAGCAACACAUAAAUAUGGUACCAACAUCAAGUCCGCAGCAUCAAAUGGCAAUGGCAGCCAUGGCGGCGGCGGCAAAUAUGGUUCCAAGUCAGGGAAUGUCACAGAGUCAAUCGCGUAAGAUGUCACAGCAGCAUCAUCAGCAACAGAGUCAGCGAAGUGGUGGGAGUGCAGCGACAAAUCGGGCAUCAACGCCAAAGGUGACAGCGGGGCAGCAUCAUAGGAACACAUCAACACCUGGGGCUAAUAAUCAACGGCAGCAACAUACGGCUACGCCACCUGUGGGGAAUAAUAAUCAACAAAUGGCCAGUCCAAAUCAGGCGUCGCAGCAUCAGCAGUUGCAGCAUCAGCAUCUCAAUCAGCAAGCUGCUGCACAGCAACAGCAACAAAAUUUGCAGCAUAUGCAGUAUGGGCAUAUGUUGCAUGGGCAUCAUCAUCAAGCUAUGACACCACAGGCGGGUAACUACAUUGGUGCACCGCAGAUGACGCAGAAUUUCCCCGCACAAUCCCCCAAUUCGUAUGGUUCAAUGACAACGGUCAUACAGCAUAGGAUGUCGGGGACACCGCAUGGGAAUUUGACAGCUCAUAACCCACUAUCGAGUCCACAGCAGCGCCUUGGCCCGUCGCCAUCGGCAUGUUCGGCAGGGAAUAAUUUCUACAUUCAAUCACCAGGGAAUGCGACGCAUCAUCAGAGUCACACGCCCGUGCCGCAGAUUGCCACGCCGACCCCAUCGGCAACACCAACGCCACAAAUGAGCGGUGGUGGGGGACCACCAAGUGGUGCUGGACAGGCAGCAGCGGGGAAUAUGUGUAGCCUUUCCAAGUUGCAACAACUGACAAAUGGGCUGGAGAUGAUUCAACCAGGUGGAGGAUGCAAUACCCCACCAGCGGGAACGGUUAACCUAACCCCACCGCCAAAUCAUCAUCCCCACGCAACGAUGACACCACCCCCAACGCAUUUGGUGCAACAGAACCCAGCCCGGAACAUCUCAACGCCUCCGGCUUCGCUGCAAUCGCAAAUGGCGGCAUCCCUUGGGUACCAUCACAAAUACUAUCCGGGUAAUGUGAAUUCACCCGUUGGCGCGGGGAAUGGGGCAGCAGCUGCUGGGAGUGGUGGGGCGAGUAGGACAUCGAGGAAUACAGCAUCAGCUCCGGUACAGCAUAUGCCGUCAGCGGCGGCAGCAGCAGCAGCAGCUGCAGCAAGUCGGGUGAGUCCAAAUGUGACCAUAAGUCCGAAUCUUAUGUCACCCUAUGGCACUCUCAAUGGCUACCGGAUGGCGGCACAGCAGUCAGCGGGUUCCGUUGCCACCUACAUCACCAAUUCAGCUGCAGCAGCGGGCUUCAACCCCCAACUUCCGGUGCAGAUGAAUGUGAUGAAUAUGCAGAGUCAGUACCAAGAUCCAGCCUCAAUUCAACGGGCAGCGCAACAGAAUUCCGUCUAUUCGCCGUACUACAUCUCACUCAAUGGAUCAAUGCGUCGGUAGAGUACGAGAUCGUCACCCAGCAAUUGCUGGGUGACCAAAACUGAGCCACAGGAUGUGGACAAUGACGAUGAUGAUGAUUACUAUGACUAAAAGAAAAGACAUUCCAACUUCUCUUGCAUGAGAAUCAAAUCAAAGUAAGCCUGUGAGUGUUGUCAAGGUGAAUCCACCGCGACGCUCAAGGGCGCAAAAAAAUGUUUAAAAAAAAGCAAAACAAAGAAA